This is a messenger RNA of Cyclopterus lumpus (lumpfish), 2656 nucleotides long. RefSeq names its product WD40 repeat-containing protein SMU1-like. The transcript is spliced from 12 exons. Gene Ontology annotation, biological process: mRNA splicing, via spliceosome. Gene Ontology annotation, cellular component: precatalytic spliceosome. The record is from RefSeq and is a predicted model, not a curated record. Lineage: Eukaryota; Metazoa; Chordata; Actinopteri; Perciformes; Cyclopteridae. Gene Ontology annotation, molecular function: protein binding. The coding region runs from base 64 to 1593 and encodes 509 amino acids.
UCUAGCGAGCGUCGAGCCCACCCGUCGGUCCCGUGUGGCAAAACGGCAGGAGACCACCUCAGCAUGGCUACGGAGAUGGAGCCCUCGGAUGUGAUCCGCCUCAUAAUGCAGUACCUCAAGGAGAACAACCUCUACCGAACACUGAGCACCUUACAGGAGGAAACAACUGUCUCGCUCAACACAGUGGAAAGCAUCGACAGCUUCAUCGCUGAUAUAAAGAGCGGCCACUGGGACUCCGUCCUGCUGGCUAUCGAGUCCCUCAAGUUGCCCGACAACACGCUCAUUGACCUCUAUGAGCAGGUUGUAAUGGAGCUCAUUGAAAUGAGGGAGGUGGGAGCCGCUCGCUCACUCCUCAGGCAAACUGACCCGAUGAUCAUGCUGAAGCAGACGCAGCCAGAGAGGUACAUCCAUUUGGAUAACCUGCUAACAUGCUCCUACUUUGACCCUUGUGAGGCGUACCUGAAAGGCAGCAGCAAGGAGAAGCGGCGCAGGGCGAUAGCCGAGGCGUUGGUGAGAGAGGUCAGCGUGGUGCCGCCUUCUCGCCUCAUGGGGCUUCUGGAACAAUCCAUGAGAAUACAACCAUAUGCAGAUCAUCUCCCCACCGACACGACCGUGGACACAUCUGUCCACAGAGACAGACAAACGGAGAAGGAGAGCUUUCCAACGCAGCUGUACCGCCACAUCAAGUUUGGCCGGCGGUCACAUGUCGAGUGUGCCCGUUUCUCUCCUGAUGGCAAAUACUUAAUCACUGGGUCGGUGGACGGGUUCAUUGAAGUCUGGAACUUUAACACUGGAAAAAUUAGUAAGGAUUUAAAGUACCAGGCCCAAGACAGCUUCAUGAUGAUGGAUGAUGCUGUGAUGUGUAUGUGCUUCAGUCAGGAUACAGAUCUACUGGCAACUGGAGCUCAGAAUGGCAAAAUGAAGGUGUGGAAGGUUCAGAGCGGCUUGUGCCUGCGAAGGUUCGAGCACGCCCACAACAAAGGUGUGACCUGUCUGAGCUUCUCCAAGGACAACACCCAGAUCCUCAGUGCCUCCUUUAACCAGACCAUCAGAAUUCAUGAUCUGAGAUCAGGCAAGACACUGAAGGAGUUAAACAGCCAUUCGUCGUUCGUAAAUGAUGCAUUUUUCACCCAAGAUGGAUUCCACGUCAUCAGUGCCUCAUCUGAUGGGACAGUCAAGAUUUGGAAUACAACUUCCUGCCAGUGCAUCCACACGUUCAAGUCUCUGUCCCGGGCCUCAGACGACCCCGUCAACAAUGUGAUUCCUCUUCCCCAAAAUCCAGAGCACUUUGUGAUUUGUAAUCACUCCAGCACGGUGGUCGUCAUGGACAUGAACGGACGGACGGUGAAGAGCUUCAGCUCAGACAGAAAGGAAAAGGCCAAUUUUGUGUGCUGCACCCUGUCACCCCGCGGGGAGUGGAUCUACUGUGUGGGAGAGGACUUAGUGCUGUACUGCUUCAACUAUACAACAGGAAGACUGCAGAAAACGCUGACCGUUCACGAGAAAGAUGUAAUUGGCAUCGCUCACCACCCACAUGAGAAUCUGAUCGCCACGUACAGCGAGGACGGCCUCCUGAGGCUAUGGAAACCUUAAAAUGUCUCCUGCAUCGUCAUAUGGAAGAUCCACAAAGCCUUACACAUGCUUAUGAAGCAAUUUGUUCACUUAAAGAUGACCUAAAUGGAUACAUUAAUCAUCCAUCAAUAAUUACUCACCACAACGUCCAUUAAGUAGCUCGUCUUUAGCUUUAGGCCAUAUCACGACCUUCAUCAGCUGAUAGAUUUGUCCAAUUGUCAUGGAAUUGCAAUGUUAAAAUGUACAGCAAUUACAUUUAUGCUGGUCAAUGUUGCCACACAAGCUGAGGUUCCAAAUUAAUUUUUUGAUUUGAAAAUCCGUUUUGAAAAUCCCAUGUCAAAUGGGCCAACUCCAUCUGGUGAUGAAUAUAAUGUGUUGUGGAUGAAAGAAGCACAACAACAGCUGCUUACCGGACCCUGUGGUGAAGUUGUUUCCUGAACUGCUGUUUGCAAAGGUCCAGAAUAGACUGGCAACCUCAGAUAUUAAUUGGUAUUUUUUUAAUAAAUGGUGAGAAUUUCUGCAAAUAAGGUGCUAGCCAGUGAGAGUGUUUCAUUUGACAGUAAGAACAAUCUAGAAUAUCACUUGAGUCUUUUGAGCAUAUUGUUAAUCUAUUUUAGAAACUAACUGGGUCUUAAUUAAUAUAUUUUUAUUACGUAGAAUGUGUCAGUUAUUUAUACAUUUGUUUUAUUGAUUGAUUGAUUUGUAAGGUAUUUGCUUUAUAGACAUUGGCAGCACUGUCUAGGUCCUCCAUACACACACACACACACACACACACACACACACACUCUUCCUCAUGGAUCACCUUCACCAGUGCCAUUUGAAUCCCCAUCUUAAUCUCUUCUGUCUUUAUGAUGAACUGUUGAGCAAAUAUUUUUUAUAGAAAAUGCCUCUUGUUUGGGCAUACACAAACAAUAUCAGGUAUAUCAUUUGUCAGCUUUGGUUAAUAAAAAUACUUUUGUAACUUUAAUUCAGAUGAAAUUACUUGUUUUGUCCUCUGUGUUCCCCGCAUGCUACCUCAGUGCACUGUAUAAAUGUGACUCUACAAUAACUUUAGUAGUCCUUAAUAUGCAUGACUAAUGAUAAA